This is a messenger RNA of Sceloporus undulatus (fence lizard), 2894 nucleotides long. RefSeq names its product colorectal cancer associated 2 (gene POU2AF3). The record is from RefSeq and is a predicted model, not a curated record. NCBI's taxonomy places the organism in Eukaryota, Metazoa, Chordata, Lepidosauria, Squamata, Phrynosomatidae. Gene Ontology annotation, cellular component: cytoplasm. The transcript has 5 exons. The coding region runs from base 1 to 801 and encodes 266 amino acids. Gene Ontology annotation, molecular function: POU domain binding; DNA binding.
AUGGCUUACCUGCUCCGCUCUGUUUCUGUUUUUAAUCCUGUCCUUUCAGGAAAGCCGAAGAUCUACCAAGGUGUCCGAGUCAAAAUUACAGUGAAGGAACUUCUGCAACAGAGGCGAGCCAAGCAGGCGGUGGUGGAGGAAGCCGUUUCUGGAGAAAGUUGUGGCAGCACAAUCCAGUUUGUGGAGCCUUUCUCCCCUCCUUGUGCAGCCCCUUACGUAGAUGCAGAGCUCAAAUCGUCUUCCUCCAGUUGCCAACAGCCAUGGCCAUUCCAGAGUUGCAUCACCUGUGAAGAGAUUCCCAGUUACCUGGAGCAGCUGGUCGACUCCUGUCUUCAAACCGAACCAGCCUUGGAUGCCUCUUUGGCUAUUGCUCAGGGCAACCUGCCUUGUUCACCUGACAGCUACCAGCCCGGUCCGCCUCCUUGCCUCAACCAAAGCCUGGGUACUGGAUCACCAGAUUCCUCAGAUCCCUCCAGCUCAUUCGAUUACAGCUACUCGCCAUCCCAGCUGCCUCCUUUUGCACCGAUCAGUUACAACAAUUCUCCUUCUCCUUUGGAGGCCAAGAGCUGUAUGUAUCCGUCAUCAGAGGGAAGCCCCUACCUCCAGCCUUCCCAUGUACAGUACAACCAUGUCCCCUCGGCAUGCUGUUGCACAUCCUGUGGCUCCCAGCACUUGGACACUUUCAGAGUCUCUGAAUGUUUUCCCUACACAAACGCGGACUGUCGGGACUAUGUCCCUGCUGUCUCCAUGGCAGAUGAGUUCUUCCGAAGAGAUAGGAGCUGGGACACAUGCUACAGUUAAUGGGGAAGCAGCUGUCACAGCUGCUCUACCAAAAAUGUAUGGAGAUCCAUAGACUUGCGCUUGCCAUUUUCAGGGGCAAAAUCCUAAGAAGGUUAAAACAUCAUCAUUUGUACUGAGAUGGCCUUGGUUUGAGUUGAAAGGUGCAGGUUUCCAGCAUUUCACAGAGUUCCUCAUUGGGCAGAAAACAAAAGAGGGGCAAAAUUGGCCAGCUCUUUAUUUAGACAACAAUGGAUAUCCUACACACAGGGAUCCAAAUUCUGUGCUGGGAAAAGCCAGUUUCUACAAUUGGCACAAUUUACACAUAGUAGCUGAAAUCUUGCAUUGUGUGCCGUAAGCAUAACACUUAAUGGCUAGCAUCCUAUUAGUGACGUAUGCAGCCAUACAUCUUGCAGAAAUUGGUAUUCUCUUCUUUCCCCCAUAAUGUCCAAAGCCACCCCUGGACUUCUGUUGUGCUGUGCUAGUCUUCCAACACCACCUUAAUAGACUUAGUGCUGGUGUCAUCAUUUUGCAUCUGACUAUGGAAACAUAGCCAAAUGCAUCUAUGAUCCUGCCUGCUCCCCAUGAAGUACAGAAUGGUUGUUUAGGGCUGCUCAGCAAACUGCAGAGAGGGUUUAUGGCUCAGUCUAAUUUUGGUCUGCAUGUGGACCUUUACACCACAUGGGGGGGGGGGGGAUAUCAGAUUGUAGCCAAAGCCUGGUAGCCUGUUAGUGGCAUACACAGCCAUAAGUCCACUUUAUGCAUGUGUCUGUCUUUUUUGCAUUAUUGCAGAGACUGGUAUUCCCUUCCUCCUUUGGGAAAGUCCAAAGCCACCACAGGACUCACUGUUGCACUGCAGCAGCCAUCUAACCAUCACAUCCACUCCAUUGCUGAUGGAAAGCAGAGGGAUCUGGCUGUGUCCUUGUAGCCAGAGGCAAAUGGAUGACAGAUUCAAAGAUCCACAAUGGAUCUUUGCAGAAGAUGUCCUCAGACUGUGAUCUCUUCUACUCUCCAAAAGCAUCAGAAGGGCUGGGUGGACCAGGUGGGCUAUCACACUGCACCAGUGAAUUCUGGAGGUGGAGACUUAGGAAGCUGUAGCAGAAUCCCACAUGUGGAACUAUUACUCUACUCUCAACCAUCUAGGCUCUUGGUUCAUAUAUGCAGCCCCAUGCCUCCACUCUCCCCUAGGUAGCCAUUAAAUUGGGCUUGGCAGCUACCUAGGGGAGAGUGCAGGCAUGGGACUGCAUAUAUGAACCAAGAGCGCCCAGAAGCCUUAGCCAUCUUGGCCAAUGGUUUUGGGAUUCUGGGAGCAGAAGUCCAAAACACCUGGAAGGUCAGAGUUUGCAAAACAUUGGGCUAGAGAAUAGCCCCUUCCUUGUGCCCCAUCCAAAAAGAGACACAAGGACCAUAAUCUCAAGUGACACCUAGUCACUAGCAAGAUACCAGCUAAUAUCUUCCUGUUUGGCAUAAUUUAUUCUGCCUCUUUUGACUGACUGCAUGAGCAAAGAGCUCAGCAAGGCACAGUGGUUCCCUUCCUUCCCUGAUUUCUUUAUCCAGCAUAAUACUGUUGGCGAUUGUAAUAUUCAAGCCGCAUCCACGCAUGUGCAAGCAUAACUCCUCAAUCACAAGGGAAACAACUGUCCUUGAAAAAUGGAAACAAAAAGGAAAUCGCCAGAAGCACAUUCUGCAGUAAGUCUGUGCUUGACUGGUAUCAUGGCAUACACAUAACAUAUAGCGCCGUUAUUUGUAACGAACAGCAUUACUUGGUUGUUUUACACUCACUUGCUAUUCACCUAGCAUGCUGCAUAGACCCAAAUUGUCUCCCUUCCCACACUGCUGGAUGAAGAAGUCUGUGAAACCUGAAAACUUGCAUAUAAUGAAGAAGACACACACACACACACACACACCAACAUCUAUGCGCUUCUGCUCUGAUCAGAUAAGCAACUGUAUUGCCUCUGCAAAUCUAUGAGUCUCCUUAAUCUGAAUUUUGCCUUCUUCCGAUGUUAUUUUCUGUGCAUCAUUUAAGGGUGCAAACAUUUUAAAACCACAUCACACAAUUUCUUCUGCCAUUCUGUCAACUUGUAUAUUUAGGAUUCCAAUAAACAAAUACCAGUCAA